CUGAAGGAGACGAGGAGGUCGAUGGAGGAGAUGAAGAUGUCUGUGGUAAGAGAGGUGGAAGAAAAUGAAAAGAGCUUUACUGCUCUGAUACGGUGCAUUGAGGAAGCCCACAGGAAACUGACUGAGAGGAUCAGAGAACAAGAAAAGAGAGAAACGGAGAAGGCUAAAGGAGUUAUGGAGCAACUGGAGAAGGAGAUUGAGGAGCUGAAGAGGAGAGAAGCUGAGCUGAAGGAGCUUUCAGAGAUCAAGGACCAUCUCCACUUUCUGAAGAAUUUCUCAUCUCGCUGUGUCCUUCCUGCUGAUGGAGACUCGCUGAGCUUCACUGUCACUGCUGAUUUCUCUUCUUGGGACCUGAGAAAGGAGCUGUCAGGUCUGGCAAAGAGUCUGGAGAAGAUCAGCAAAGGGGACAUCAUGACAAGGACUCUAUCAGCACAUGAAGCUCCAGUUUUCGCCCUCCAGCCUCCUGAACCUCAGAGCAGAGACGACUUUUUAAAAUACUUCUAUCCCCUCACUCUGGACAUCAACACGGCACACAGAACCCUCCGUCUGUCUGAUGGGAACAAGAAGGUGACGUGGGAGAGGACAAAAGCUGAGUAUCCUUAUCAUUCUGAUAGAUUUGACUCCUGUUUCCAAGUUCUGUGCAGAGAAGCUGUGACUGGCACUCACUGUUACUGGGAGGUGGAUUGCAGUGGAGGUUAUGUGAGGAUUGGAGUCGCAUAUAAAGGACUGAGAAGGAAAGGAGGGGUCUGGAAGUGCGGCCUUGGAUACAACGACAAGUCCUGGUGUUUGCAUUGUUUUCAUUCCCAGUACUCUGUGAGUCACAAUAACAAGGAGACUGCAAUCAGCGCCCCCUACAGCCCCAGAAUAGGUGUGUAUCUGGACUGGCCUGCUGGCUCUCUGUCGUUUUAUAGCGUCUCACACACAAUGACCCUCCUGCACAGGUUCAACACCUCCUUCACUGAGCCUAUCUAUCCAGGGUUUUGGCUUAAUCCUCACUCCAGUGUAACAAUCAGCCAUCUGACACCAUGUGACCACUGACCAGUACCCUCCACUGGUUACUUGAGUUCCCGACAAGCUCAGGUGUCUUUGUGUUUGCAGUUUGGGGUCAAAAUUAAUUUUGUACUAUAGGUAGGGGGCAGCACCUCUGUGAGUGAAUUUGUGGAUGAGAA
Molecule: messenger RNA, 1169 nt
Organism: Polypterus senegalus (gray bichir)
Lineage: Eukaryota; Metazoa; Chordata; Cladistia; Polypteriformes; Polypteridae
Product: tripartite motif-containing protein 16-like
Exons: 5
Coding region: 22-1038 (338 amino acids)
Molecular function (GO): protein binding
Source: RefSeq, a predicted model, not a curated record